This is a messenger RNA of Penicilliopsis zonata CBS 506.65, 213 nucleotides long. RefSeq lists its product as hypothetical. Lineage: Eukaryota; Fungi; Ascomycota; Eurotiomycetes; Eurotiales; Aspergillaceae. The annotation marks the transcript as partial. The record is from RefSeq and is a predicted model, not a curated record. The transcript has a single exon.
CUUAUAAAGCCAAUAGGCCUGGGUGGCCUUAAUUACUAUUUAAUGGUGAUAGAUGAUAAGCAUUGGAUCCCUGAUGUUUAUCCCACUAAGAUAAAGAAUAAGGUGAGCACUAAGGUGAUUAAGGUCUUUAAGAUAUUUAAGAAUAUUAAAGGCUCAUAUCCCAUAAGAGUAUAUCUAGAUGGCGGCCUAGAGUUUAAAGAAUUUAUUAAAUAG